Molecule: messenger RNA, 327 nt
Organism: Sphenostylis stenocarpa
Lineage: Eukaryota; Viridiplantae; Streptophyta; Magnoliopsida; Fabales; Fabaceae
Source: the annotation of a GenBank genome assembly
AUGGCUCUAUUGAAACAUGGAUUACUCUUGUUGAUGGUGGUUGUGUGGUUUGACGGACAUGGAGCAGCAACAAGGGACAUGGUGGAGUGCUGGAGCAACCUGAUUCAGCUAAAAUCAUGUUCCAAUGAGAUAAUGCAUUUCUUGAUCAACGGUGGAGCAGAUAUUGGAUCCUACUGUUGCUGUGCCAUCACUGUCAUAACCCACAAUUGCUGGCCCUCAAUGCUCACUUCAUUGGGUUACACUUACCAGGAAACUCUUUAUAUGCGUUCCUACUGUCAGGAUGCUGCUCCAACUCCAUCUUUCUCACCUUCUCAUCCACUCUAUUGA